UGUUGUGUUGAGUGUAAAUUGUAAACACGCGCAUGAAAAUGGGCGCAACUAAAAAUUUGGAUCUUAUCGGCACCAUUGAAGAUGAUGCCGAGGUUGAAAAUCUAUCCGAAGAUUCGGAUGCUGAAGUAGAAUAUCAACCGACCAAGCUACGGCAUAAAAAGGUGACCGAAUUCGAGAAGGGCUUUGAGUUCGUUUCGUCGGUAAAGGAAUAUAAUCAGGACACUUGGGAUGAUCUGAUGAAAUAUGUGAAGCGCAAGGCGCGCACAAAGACAGACGAUAAGAUCGCCGUUCGUCUGCAGAAGCGAGGCGGCGCCGAGGCUGUGGCCGCCGAGCAGAGCGAUGAGGAGAUUGCGCUAUCCGAGGAUGAGCUGAAGCAUGAUAAUUUGCGACUUCGUGAGAAGAAGCAGAGUAAGAACAAGAAGAAGAAAUCAGCGGUGGAUGCGGAGGAGGAGGAAGAAGGCGAGAAAAUGCAAUUCGAUGAUACUGUGGAGUCCAAUGAGACGAUUACAUCGUUCUAUCAAAUGAAUCUAUCGCGACCGCUGAUGCGCGCCAUCGGUGUGCUGGGCUACAUCUAUCCCACGCCCAUUCAAGCCUCCACCAUACCCGUGGCACUGCUGGGCCGCGACAUUUGCGGCUGCGCGGCCACCGGCACAGGCAAAACGGCCGCCUAUAUGCUGCCCACCGUGGAGCGUCUGCUCUACCGGCCGCUCAACAACAAGGCCAUCACACGCGUUCUGGUGCUGGUGCCCACGCGUGAGCUGGGCGCCCAAGUCUACCAGGUGACCAAACAGCUCUGCCAGUUCACCAGCAUUGAAGUGGGCCUGGCCAUCGGCGGUCUGGAUGUUAAGGCCCAGGAGACUGUGCUGCGUCAGAAUCCAGAUAUUGUAAUUGCCACACCGGGUCGUCUGAUCGAUCACAUCAAGAAUACGCCAAGUUUCACGUUGGAUUCCAUUGAGGUGCUCAUUCUGGAUGAAGCCGAUCGCAUGCUUGACGAGUAUUUUGCGGAGCAAAUGAAGGAGAUUAUCAAUUCCUGCUGCAAGACGCGUCAGACGAUGCUCUUCUCGGCCACGAUGAGUGAGCAGGUCAAGGAUCUGGCCGCCGUCUCGCUGGACAAGCCCGUCAAGGUCUUCGUCAACAACAAUCAACAGGUUGCGUUCAAUUUGAGGCAGGAGUUUAUACGCAUACGCGAGGACAAGGAGGGCGAUCGCGAGCCCAUCUUGGCCAGCUUGAUUUGUCGCACCUUUCACGAUCAUUGCAUGGUCUUUGUGCAGACCAAGAAGCAGGCGCAUCGGCUGCACAUACUCCUCGGACUGCUGGGCGUGCGAGCCGGCGAGCUCCAUGGCAAUUUGACGCAGCAGCAGCGUCUGGAAUCGCUUAAGAAGUUUAAAGAGGAACAAAUUGAUGUGCUCAUUGCCACCGAUGUGGCGGCACGUGGUCUGGACAUUGUGGGCGUCAAGACAGUCAUCAACUUUGUGAUGCCCAUCACCACGGAGCACUACAUCCAUCGAGUGGGUCGUACGGCGCGUGCCGGGCGGGCAGGUAUCUCUGUAUCGCUAGCUGGAGAGAAGGAGCGCAAGAUUGUUAAGGACAUUAUCAAGAAUGCCGAGAGUACCGUGAAGAAUCGCAUAAUACCACCAGAGAUUAUUGAGAAGUAUCGUAACAAGCUGACGGCGCUGGAACCCGAAAUACAGAACAUACUGGAUGAGGAGCAGGCGGAACGUCAGCUGGCCAAAACUGAACAGCAGCUGUCCAAAACGGAACGCAAGUUGCUGGGACAGCCGAACGAGAGGCGCACCUGGUUCCAGACCAAACAACAGCGAGAGAAUGAAAAAGCUCGUCUAGCUCUCACAAACGAUGACGAGGCGCCACCAGCAACAGCAGGCGGAUCUAAAGGAGGUAAAGGCAAGACAGCAGGCAAACGUAAACGGCCAGAAUACGGCGGAGAUGGCGAGGAUGGUCCGCCUGUUAAAGAGCUGGAGGCCAAGCGGAAAAAGAAGAAGAAGGAGGAGCCCAAAAAGAAGACGCCUGAACAGAUGGCCAAGGAGCGCGCUAUGAGGGAAAUCGAAAAGGUUUCGCUGGUGCGCGCCAAAAUGGCCAAGUUACGGAAACGACCUGGCAAACUGGGUGCAGCCACCGAGACCAGCAAAUAUGCCAGUCCAGCCGGAGGCAAACCCAAGCGACGAGGUGUACAAUCCGCCUUUACCAAUGAUUUAACUGAUGUCAGUCGGGGCGGCGCACUUCGUUUAAGAUCCGAGGCCAACCGACACAAGAAGAUGACGAAAAUUGCUGCCAAGAAGAAAACGAGCAACGUCAAACUAACAAAUAAGGCGGGUAAAAAUAAAUUCAACAAGGGCAAGAAUUUUGGUGGGCCGCGAUUUGCCAAAAAGGGCAACAAGAAAUGAUCAUAUGUGUAAAAU
Messenger RNA from Drosophila arizonae, 2417 nucleotides. RefSeq names its product Dead-box helicase Rs1 (gene Rs1). Gene Ontology annotation, cellular component: cytosol. Gene Ontology annotation, molecular function: RNA helicase activity; ATP binding; nucleic acid binding. The record is from RefSeq and is a predicted model, not a curated record. Lineage: Eukaryota; Metazoa; Arthropoda; Insecta; Diptera; Drosophilidae.